This is a messenger RNA of Tripterygium wilfordii, 1557 nucleotides long. Its product is annotated as increased DNA methylation 3. The transcript is spliced from 3 exons. Gene Ontology annotation, cellular component: nucleus. The record is from RefSeq and is a predicted model, not a curated record. The coding region runs from base 174 to 1370 and encodes 398 amino acids. NCBI's taxonomy places the organism in Eukaryota, Viridiplantae, Streptophyta, Magnoliopsida, Celastrales, Celastraceae.
UCGUUUUCUUUAUUAAUUUAACGGUACAGUUGUCCAUCCAUGGCUGUUCUGUUCGAGCUGUUCCUCAAUGUGUGUCUCAGCAAGAGUUGGGUUUUGAGCUCGCUAAUCCUUGCAAGCGAGUUGCUUUUUCAUCUGUUUAACCCUAAAGUUGUUGGGAAAGCUAAGCUCUAAGCAUGGACAUUCAGUCAAGUACUACUACUUGCCGAGACCCGUUCAAUGAAUCAUCAUUCAGUAACCAACUUUUCUUGAUUAACUUCAUUAUGGGAAGUUACUUGGGUCCUGAUGUCUACUCUGAUAUUCCAAGACGCUCGGCAUUUCAAAGACUGGCUCAAUGUUUGCCACCAUACACUGCAAACAAUCUUGGCAGUUCAUUUGUCAGCUUUUCUCAACUGGAAAACUUAUAUUACUAUGUUCUGAGGAAGGCUCAUCCUAAUCUGGUUUUGAAACCGAACGUGUUCCACACUUAUCUAAAUGGCAAUCUGCCUUUACCAAGCUCAGGGGUUCCAAAGGACUGUAAGCAGUUUACAAGUUUUUUCCCUCCGAAUCUUCAUGUACUUAAACGACACUCAGAUAGCUAUGGCAUUGUGAAGGGGAUUGUUCUUAUUGGUGAACCGCUGACUUCAUACAUGGAGAAGGAUGAUUUAGAAAGAUUCUUAUACUUAUCGGGUAUGGAUAAUUUGAAGAUUGAUGUUAACAAUCUUCAAAAUUAUCGAUGCAAUUUCAGGAAAAGUGGUGAAGAAUUUGAGCAAAGUUGCACAGCACAUGAUGGGGAGGAAAUUGCAGCAACUAUUUCUAAUGGAAACAGUAAAGCAUCUGAAGAAUUUCUGGAAACCUAUAAAAGAAGGCGUCGCUGCGACCUGCUUCCGACACCAGCAUCUCAUUGUCUUGUUCCCUUCUCAAAAUAUGAGACCGAAAUGGGAGGCAAAUCAGAUGGACAUGUCUUGAUGCCCCUGACAACAAUUUCUCAUUUGGAAGAGCAUACUCCAUUCCAAUCCAUUACUUUCACUGGGACAGCGGAAAAUGGGAUUGCUGGGCCGCCAUUUGGUGCUCUUGAAAUAGGGGUUAGCAAAGCUUCAUAUUUCUUUCGCAUUGCUCUUCCUGGGUCCCGAAAGGAUUUUGGUCAGCUUAACUGUGAGAUUGAAUCCAAUGGUAAAGUACGCAUUGAAGGCGCGGCAACCACUGGUGGAAGGAGUAAUAUUUCAUAUUCAAGGGUUUUUGAGAUGAACUUGCAGCAGUUUUCCAUGCCUGUAUCAUUUGCACUUACUUUCCAUCUUCCAGGACCUGUUGAUCCACGGCUAUUUUCUCCCAACUUGAGAUGCGAUGGCAUUUUCGAGGGGGUUGUUGUAAAACACCUGUGUUCAACUUCUUAAACAGUAACAUAUGUAUAUUAAUCCACUUAAACUGAACUGCAUGCAGCUACUGCUUUGGUGAUUUCUGUAUAGGUCUGGCUCCUCCAUGAUGGUUACAUUUUGGUGAAGUAAAUUCUCUUUUUGUAGACUCCAAUAGGGGAACCUUCUUUGGCAGAUUAUAUGGAAUCCUAUUGAAACUUACAAAUAA